CAUAAUUGUGUAACUUUUUUCGCCCGCUUGGGAUUUACCGCGACUUGCUCUCGAGUUGCACCAACAGUCCAAGCAGCCACCAGUGACCCAAAACAGUCCUUACAACACUCGCUUUUUAAAUCGAUGAAAAAACCGACUUUGCUGCUAUUUUUCCCAACAAUUUCCUUUCACUUUGGCCCAAAUCGCGUCGUAAAUGCAGUUUACAUUGAUUUUGCGGUACAAAGAGUGUACGUCGCGACUUUUCCACUUUUCGUCAAGUCUUGAACGAUCCGUGGAUUCGUCUUGUUUAGUAUAAUCGGUGCAAUUAAGUGUAUGGGUAUCAGAGCGUAUCUAAUGCCAUUAGUUUGCUUGUCUUCGAAAUGGGACUUAAUUGUACUCCACCCGCCAUUGAUGAUUUCCCUCGAGAUUUUUUCACCGAAAAGGAAAGACAAGAUGGGGCCGUGGUUGUACAUGUUGUCGUUUCCCUCUACCUCUUCGUCGCCUUGGCCGUAGUCUGUGAUAAAUUUUUUGUACCGGCUGUAGAAAAAAUAUGCCACGCUCUAAAUAUGUCAGCGGAUGUCGCAGGAGCGACGUUUAUGGCAGCUGCGACUUCUGCUCCUGAGCUUUUCGUCAACGUCAUCGGUACCUUCAUCACUGAGGGCGAUAUAGGCGUUGGUACCAUCGUUGGAUCGGCCGUUUUCAACAUUCUGGCCGUCGCAGCGUGCUGUGGCAUCGGCGCAGGAUUGUGUGGAGUGAAAGUGGUUCCUUUGGAUUGGUGGCCACUAACUAGGGAUUGUUUGGCGUAUGGCAUUACUGUUUCUAUUCUUAUUUGCAUAAUUCACGACGAAAGAGUGGAAUGGUAUGAAGCUUUAACCUUGGUACUCCUCUACACAGUGUAUAUCCUUAUAAUGUAUUUCGACAAGUCCAUUCAAAAGUGUGCUAGAGGUGGGUUCAAAUCUGCACAGGCUCCGCACAAUUCCUCCCCUCAAUCAAUAGAGGCGGCUGAGGCCCACUUACCGCUUCAAUCCAACAAAGAAAUUAAAGAUAUCAGUGAUAAUCACAACACGGAAAACAUCGGACCUGUUGUGGAACAUGUGAUAGUACCAUCGCAUCUCAAUGGUUCCAUCAAAGUACCGGAAAUCGAAGCCGAAGAAGUGAAAAAGACCGAAACGGCAAAUAUGGUCGAAGAUGAGCCACACUGUUUGUGGAAAUGGCCGGCUGGAAGAAGCACAUUCACCCAAUUCACAUGGGUUAUCACGUGGCCCAUCCAUCUGAUAUUUUUAUUCACAAUUCCCGAUUGUGAGAAACCGAGAUUUAAGAAAUGGUUCCCCUUGACAUUCACUAUGUGUAUUAUUUGGAUCGGAUCCCUGUCGUAUGUUGUCGCUUGGAUGAUUACAAUCAUCGGGGACACUCUAAAAAUCCCAGAUUCCGUGAUGGGAAUCACAUUUUUGGCCGCUGGAACUAGCAUUCCGGAAGCCGUUUCGAGUGUCAUUGUUGCCAAACAAGGACACGGUUCGAUGGGCAUAAGCAACUCGAUUGGUUCCAAUACUUUUGAUAUUUUACUCUGUUUGGGUCUUCCCUGGUUUAUCAAAGCUACAUUUAUGCCGACAAUUGCAGGAAAGCAUUGGGUGGGGAUAAAUUCGGCCGGAAUUGAGUACAGCGCCAUCUCCCUUUUGUCAUCGCUACUUCUGCUUUACCUGGUUUUUGCCGUAAACAAAUUUCGAUUAGAUAAGAGAGUCGGUCGGAUUUGUUUGUUGAUGUACGCCAUCUUUCUUAUUUUGGCCAGUCUCAUCGAGCUUAAUGCCUUCUUCAGAGUUAAUUUACCGACUUGUGGACGUUUUUAAUGGGAAAAUUGUGAUUCCUUUCUGCAAUAUUCUUGAUUCACCAUCAUGUCAGAUCUCAAAGAAUUCUGUUUUAGAGUAAGAAAAGAAAUUAAAUUACAUCGCACUUCAUUCUAGUUUAAGUUAUUGCGUAAUCUGUCCUGUACAUAGAACAAUUUUUAAAAACCAUCCAAACAAUAAAAACUAUUUUAUUUUAUAGUAGACAUGUACAUUUUGUUCCAUUACAGCCAAUCCUAUUAUUAAUUUUGUAAUUUAUAUCUCACUAAAUACAAAUAUGACAAACAA
This is a messenger RNA of Tribolium madens (black flour beetle), 2105 nucleotides long. It is a transcript of the gene zyd, whose product is annotated as sodium/potassium/calcium exchanger 3. Gene Ontology annotation, biological process: calcium ion transmembrane transport; intracellular calcium ion homeostasis. Bases 360 to 1823 code for a protein of 487 amino acids. Gene Ontology annotation, molecular function: calcium, potassium:sodium antiporter activity; calcium channel activity. Gene Ontology annotation, cellular component: membrane. The record is from RefSeq and is a predicted model, not a curated record. Lineage: Eukaryota; Metazoa; Arthropoda; Insecta; Coleoptera; Tenebrionidae. The transcript has 10 exons.